GGGACUGGAGUGUUUACUUUUGCAGAGGGCACGAUAUCUAUUAACAGAAUCGAAGGAGAUGGGUUGUCAACCAUCUAUGGAAUUCAAAUCAGUGCAUUUUGCCGCACAGCACAGACAACUGAUACAGAGGCUACCAACGAUGGACCUGAUUACAGUCUCACUUUGUACAUGCACCAAACCGUCGAGGGACCCAACCAUAACCAAGUAAAUAUAGCAGAUCCAAAGCAGCCUCAAAUGUUUGGUUACACUAAUGUUCAUGAUUACCCGAUAUAUGAUGGUCUUGGCACCAGCGCAAAGAUUGUUGCUCGUGCACAAGGUCUACAUACUGAGACAAAUAUGAACGACGAUGACUGGUUCCACUGGAGCAGCAUAGUGUUUAGCGAUGAAAGAUUCCAGGGAUCCAGUUUCAAGGCAAUAGGAAAUCAGAAUAAGGUCGAAGGCAACUGGGCUAUUGUUGGUGGAACUGGAGUGUUUACUUUUGCACGGGGUAAUAUUUCCAUCCAAAGAAUACACGGCGAUUGGUGCUCAAACAUCAAGGAGAUUCAUAUCAGUGCAUUUUGCUGCACGCCACAGAACAUUCCAACUGAUACGAAGCUUUCCAGGGGUAAUGCUAUAGGUCCUGUCACCACACAGUCCCUUGAGUAUAAUCAGAACUUGUACAUGCACCAGACCAUCGAUGGACCAAACCACAACCAAGUAAAUAUAGCUGAUCCAAAGCAGCCUCUGUUGUUUGGUUACACCAAUGUUCAUGACUACCCCAUAUAUGAUGGUCUUGGCCCUAGUGCAAAGAUUGUUGCACGUGCACAAGGCCUGCAUUCAGAGACUUGUAUGGACGAGGAUGACUGGUUCCACUGGAGCAGCAUAGUUUUUACCGAUAAAAGGUUCAAGGGGUCUAGUUUUAAGGCAAUAGGAAAUCAAAAUAAGGAUCAAGGUGAAUGGGCUAUUGUCGGAGGAAUUGGUGUGUUUACUUUUGCACGGGGCACUAUCUCCAUAUAUAGAAUCCAAGGAGAUUGGUUCUCAAACAUCAAGGAAAUUCGAAUCAGUGCAUUUUGCCCCAAAAUAGUGCAGCGGUAUUACUGAGAAAAGGGGAUAUACACUAUGUCUGCAUAUAUAGAAUCCAAGGAGAUUGGUUCUCAAACAUCAAUAAAAUUUGAAUCAGUGCAUUUGCCCCAAAAUAGAGCAGCGGUAUUACUGAGAAAAGGGGAUAUACACUGUGUCUGAAUACAUAGUAAAAACAAUGUAUUUAGAAAAGUCAAAACGUCUUAUAAUUUGGAAUGGAUGGAGUAUAUUUCACUAA
This is a messenger RNA of Sorghum bicolor (sorghum), 1297 nucleotides long. RefSeq lists its product as uncharacterized. The record is from RefSeq and is a predicted model, not a curated record. The transcript is spliced from 5 exons. Bases 169 to 1080 code for a protein of 303 amino acids. Lineage: Eukaryota; Viridiplantae; Streptophyta; Magnoliopsida; Poales; Poaceae.